GUUUUAUGCAGCGUAAUAACAUCCGUAGGAGUUCCAAGGCACCAAAUUUUAGAUAUCGAGAUGGUAUUGAGAAUUUUUCGAAUUUAGUGCCUUUAUUUGUGUUUUUAAAUUAUUGACAAUGACUGAUCCCGUUUCUCUAAGCUUACCAGCUUUGUCCUCAACGAACAGUUUAGUACGAUAUAAAGGAAUUCCUAGACGAUACGAGGAAACAAGACCAGUCUUUAUCCAAGGAAACACUCAUCGAAAGAUUAUAGGACUUGGGCGGGAUUUGGAAAAAAGAGUACAAGAAAAAUAUGAACAAGAGAAACAGAAGGCAAUCAGGGAUGCUGAACAAGCAGUGUGGGCAGAAGCCGAGCAACUAAAGUCAGCAGCACUGCUGAAGGCGAGAGAAGACUCCUCAAUAGACCUAGAGAGAGCAGUAAAAAAAAUCAACAGACAACAUGAAAAGGCACUGAAGGAAGAGGCUCUUAGGGUGGAGAUGGCGAUGCAGAAAUUAGCGAUUGAACAAGUCAAGCAGGAAAGAGCUGAGGCUGAGGAACGACUAAAGGAAGCAGUGAAGAAAACUGAGGCUCGCUGUCACCAGGAGCUGGUAGAGGCGGUGAUAAAAGCUCGCGAGGAGGAGAAGAAGAUAGCAGAGGAGGAGGUUAAAAAAGUGGCCAAGGCAGCACAGGAAAAAUUUGAGAAAGCGGUCCAGAUAGCUGCAGAAGAGAAGAAAAAGGCAUUAAAAGAGCUGGAGGAGAGAAAGGAGAAAGAGAGGGAGAAGGCAGUGGCGGAAAUGGAGGUGGCCCAGAAAAAGGUGGCCGCCCAACAGCUGGAGAAAUUAAAGAAGGAGUACGAGCAGAUUAAUGCCAGACUUAAAGAGGAAAUCAAAGGAAAACUGGACAUAAUAGACAAACUGAAUCUCCAGGUAAUCUGUAUAGAAAAGGCCAAGAAAAACGUGGAGGAGGUACUUCAUGAUACGAAAACGGAUUUCCAAGAUUUCAUCGAUAGACUGCCAGACUCCAUUAAAGGCCAGGUGGGGUACAUGGUACGACCUAUAUACAUUGACGAGAUUGGACGGGUGCCUACAAUUGUGUAAGAGCUGAAUUUAUUUCAGAAGAGAAACCACUGAAUCUUCUUUCUAAGUGACCUACUUACUGAGUGUAUGAAUAUUUCAUUACAUGAAGUCCUAGCUGUAAAAUUCCGACUUUAUAUUGUUUCUUAUACAUUUCCUGAGAUAUUUUGACAUUGAACAUUCCUGUAUGUAAAGAUGUAUCAACUAUCAAGCAGGGUUCUUGACCUCUUUAAAGAAUUUACUGCAAAUUAUCGGUAUUAUUUUUUACAUUUGUUUUACAUUUGUCAGUAGAAACAUGGAUAUUCAAGGACUUCUGUUGUUGACUGCAAGUGCCUGCAUUUAUUUUCUUUUAAUUUUGUUGCUGACUAUCAAAAAUACCAAUAUAUUGGAUUAUUAGAAUAUUUUUACCAUAAAUCUAUCUAAACAAUUUGUUAUGCAAGCUAGUGUUAAAAAAAAUACUCAUGUAUCUUUUGAGUCUUGAAAGUGAAGGGUGUAUCUGGCUCUCAAUAUCCAUUAUAGAUAAAUAAUAUACAAUUAUGGUACCUACUUUGGGACUUAAUUUUUUUUCAACAGUGCACUUUUUUUCACCAAAUUUCACUGAAAAAUACUGUUACAGUAUAGUAUGUAUCGUUUUCUGUACAUAUGGCACUCAAAGUGAAAGUACAUGUAUAUAUGUAGUCAUUUUAUUUUUAAGUUUUACUCAUUUUAAAAAGUAGUACAAAGAGAUUUCUUUUUAAAAAAUCUUCUUCGGGAAGUUCCCAGAACAACUAUAGACCAUAAUAAGAUACUUGCAAGCAUCUUCAAAUAGCGCUUAUUCAAAUCAUGAUCACACUAAGUAGUCAAAAGUUUCAUGGGAAAAAGGAUGGAGGGGGGGGGUCUUUUUAAAAAUAUUCUGAACAACAGCAGGAAUAAGGUGAUUCUGGUGAGCAAUAUGGCCCACAAGUUUCUUAUUAUUAGGUAUGGUGAGCAUUGUGACCCACAAGUUUCUUAUUAUUGGGUAUGGUGAGCAUUGUGACCCACAAGUUUCUUAUUAUUGGGUAUGGUGAGCAUUGUGACCCACAAGUUUCUUAUUAUUGGGUAUGGUGAGCAUUGUGACCCACAAGUUUCUUAUUAAUAGGUAAACUAGAAAAGAAUUCAUUUUCAAAUGUUUUGGUUUAUAAUCAGUUUUUAACAUUGAUUAAUUGUGAGUGGUGUACAUGCUUCUAAUUUAGUUAAAGAAGUUAAAGUAAUGGUAAACUGUGAAAUCAUUAAUUUUUAAGGGGAGCUGUUUUUGAGGUUUGAAUAGACCCGUGAAUCAGUGUCCACCACAAAAUGUAAAAAUUCAUAACUCCUCAACACCUCUCCAAGUACCCAUAAAAAAACCCUACAAAUCAAUAAUUUUUCUCAAGCCUUGAAAAUUUUACCCCUUAGAAACAUGUGAUUUUACAGUCUUAGGUCAGUUAACAUACUUGUACGUAAUAAAUUGUGUGAGCAUUGUUGAGUCACCAGAUUAUUUAUUUCUGCCUUGGAACUCUCGAUCCAGUCACAAAUUUAUUAUUUUUAUACACUUGUUUUAUUUUUGUACAAUAUACACUAAAAGCAAUAAAAUAAUGUAUAUUUA
This is a messenger RNA of Saccostrea cuccullata (small rock oyster), 2654 nucleotides long. RefSeq lists its product as uncharacterized. Lineage: Eukaryota; Metazoa; Mollusca; Bivalvia; Ostreida; Ostreidae. Bases 119 to 1078 code for a protein of 319 amino acids. The transcript has 4 exons. The record is from RefSeq and is a predicted model, not a curated record.